AUGGAAGCCACCGCCCCGGCAGCAGUGAAAGCUGAAAAUGUGGAAGAUGGGGCCACUAACUCUGCCGAUGCCGGAGACUCACGGCCAACUCGUCCAACCGAGGAUGAACCCUACCCAUUGCCAGAGGAUGCCCCCGAGGAGAAGCGGAAACGGGUGGCGUAUUUCCAUGCAGCAAAGUCUGGAAAACGAGAAGUGGAAGAAGGGGAAAGGCAGCUCGCCGACUACAUGGCGCUCCCUCUCAGCCAGUACUCUGUGUUGGAUGCCAAGCGGGUGGAGAGGUUGGACGAGAGCACGUUCAAGUGCUAUGUCAGUGGCUUCAGAUUCUUUGGCUUUGUUGUUGAGCCGAUCGUGACUGUCGAUGUCAAGACAAGCAACCGAGGUUGCUUCAUCAGGAUGCUGGACUGUGAGUUGGAUGGGUCCAGUAUGGUGAAGGCCGCGAACGAGGCUUUUGAUGCGCGGAUGAGUAACAAUGUCACCUGGGAGCAGGAAGGAGAUCAGAAGCGCCUGUUGGCAGACACAGAGGUCAAGGUUGCCAUCUUGAUCCCAAAGGCAUUCGCCCUGACUCCUGUGUCGCUGGUGGAGAGCGUCGGCAAUGCCAUCAUGGGACAGGUCCUGAGGAUUGCAGUGCCUCGGUUCUUGAGGCAGCUGGACAAGGAUUACACAAUUUGGGCGGCUGGAGACGACUCUCGGAAACCCGUGGAGGUAUGA
Ostreobium quekettii is the source of this 708-nucleotide messenger RNA. The record is from the annotation of a GenBank genome assembly. Lineage: Eukaryota; Viridiplantae; Chlorophyta; Ulvophyceae; Bryopsidales; Ostreobiaceae.